Molecule: messenger RNA, 2206 nt
Organism: Cherax quadricarinatus
Lineage: Eukaryota; Metazoa; Arthropoda; Malacostraca; Decapoda; Parastacidae
Biological process (GO): regulation of DNA-templated transcription
Molecular function (GO): RNA polymerase II cis-regulatory region sequence-specific DNA binding; DNA-binding transcription factor activity, RNA polymerase II-specific
Source: RefSeq, a predicted model, not a curated record
UUCAUAUAUACCUGGCUGGCUCGGGCUUGGAGUCGAAUCCGGGAACUUUCGGUUAUGAGCCGAGCGGUCUCGCCUCACAACUGCGCAUAAUUUCCUUACGUCUCAGACAUCCCUCCUUUGUGAUAUUCACGCAGGUGUCAUCAUCCAGAGUAUAUGAAGCAAGUGCCUAUAUAAACACAGUGAAUAUAUGGAGUGAUGGUGUGUUGUUGUGAUACAUGAGAGUGGUGUUGCGCCCUCACACUUACGACUCCAUUUUAUACUUGAUCCAGCACAAGGUCGUCCACGUCUCUUGUCUAACUUAAACUACACCAAUAUUCUGCUAUGCACGCAUUUCGUAUAAUAAUUUAAUUAAUAAUUGAUUCGUCAAGUUGACUGUAAUAUAGCCACUCUGGAAAUCGAUAUAACAACUUUGAAAUUUUGAAGUAAAAUAUUUAAGCUCGUGGGUGUUGCAGUUAGCAAACGUAAAUAUUGGGCUUCCGUCUUCAGUUUUCUUAGUUUAUAUCAUUUUACAGCCAAAGUAUCAUGGAUGUAACCAAGGGAAAGAGGAGGACAAGUGGAAAUUAGCGAAAAGCAAGAUAUACGGACAAUAUCUGCCAAAAAACUGACGGAUGGAACCCACAACAGUCAGCUAACACCCAGGUACUAACGGCUAGGUGAAGAGGGGCAGCACAUGUAAGGAAAUGUGCCCGUUUCACUUGUGCUUGAGAGCAAUCCCCACCCCUGCAUUUUGUUAGAUGGACAGCGCAGACACAAAACCCAGAGGCAUUCAAGAAAACUUGAGCCAAGAUGACAAUGAUCCUGGGACACUUGUGGUCGAUAUCCUUAGUGAUUCUGGGGAGGACUCGGCGAGAUGUAUGUCAGAUGUCAGUAUCUGUUUCCCCAGGUGGACAAUGGAACCAUGAGUGCUGAAGAUGUUCAAGAAACCUCGAGCAAGAAUGUAAAAGACCCAGAAUCUGUCACGGUUGGUGAACAUUCUAAUGUUCCUGGUAAAGAGGAACAGGAAUUGAGAACUGUUGUGGUUGACAUGCAUGUUGAAACUCCAAGUAAACAAGAACAAAACACAGAGACUCUUGUGGGUGAAACACACAUUGAUGAACCCAUUAAACCUGAACAGGACUCACUAGCUGUUGUAGAGGAUACACAUAUUGAUGAACUUAGUGAAAUUGAAGUAGAAUUAGAAACUUUUGUUAAGGACACACACAAUGAGAUACUUCCUAAAUGCGAACAAAACUUAAAAAUUUUUGUGGAAGAAACACACAUUGAUGCACUUGUCAAGCCUGAAAAAAAAUUAGAAAUGGUUGUGGCAGAAAUCUUCAGUGACACACCUGAUAAAAUUAAAGAAAACCUAGAAACAGUUGUAACUGAAACACACAGUAAUGACCCUAACACAAAGGAAGAAAGCAUAGAAACAAAUGUAGCUGAAACACACUCGGUUGAACCUGGCAAACUUGAAGAAAUGGAAAUAGGUGCAACGGAAAAACUCAUUGACACAGCUGACAGGUGUAAAGAAAAUAUGGAAACUGUUGUGGAGGAAGCUUACAUUGAUGCACCUGGCAAAAAUGAAGAAAAUAUAAAAAUGGUUGUAGAAGAGAUACAUAUUAAUGCACCUGGUAGAUUUGAACAAAACAUUGAAACAAUUGUGAAUGAAACACAUGAAGAUGCACCUGUUAAAAAUGGAGAGAAUAUAGAAACUAAUGUAGAGGAAAGAGAUGCUGAUGUAUUUAACAAACAGGAGCAAAACUCUGAUGCAAGUAUGAAUAGUAUCAGUAUUAGUGACCUUGAUAUCACUCAAGAAGAGCUAGUCACUAUCAACAUAUUUGAUUCUCUUCAAACUGACACAUUGAAUGAAAAGAAAAAAUGUGCUAGUGGUGAUGGCAGCCCCUCUAGUGUAAAUAUGCCUUCUUUACACACUGCUGUUGGUAAUAAGGUGAAAAAAGAUUUGACAAGUAAGACUCAAGACAUCAGUGUUGCAGAUGACCAUAAGCAUAUUGCAUCUGAUUUGAAAAAUGUUGCUUUAAUGAGGAAUAAACCUAGAUUAAAAAAAAAUCUUGUUAGUGCUCCAAGUAAUGGCUUGCCAAUUGUUUCAUCUAAGCUGCCAAAUAUUGGCCAAGAUAGUGCUUUGAGUAAUACAAAGUUAAUAUUAAAAAGAGGGGCUCUCUUGUUGUCAAAACCAUUGGUCCACGCACAAUUCGUAAUGUUUCUGUAG